Molecule: messenger RNA, 2163 nt
Organism: Solanum stenotomum
Lineage: Eukaryota; Viridiplantae; Streptophyta; Magnoliopsida; Solanales; Solanaceae
Product: polygalacturonase 1 beta-like protein 3
Exons: 3
Coding region: 1-1989 (662 amino acids)
Source: RefSeq, a predicted model, not a curated record
AUGUUGGCGUCCUAUCGGAAUCUGGUCAGUGUUUAUGACUCAAAACAUAGAAGAGGGCCAAUAGCCAAACAGGUGAAAAUGGGCACAAGAAAUGUCAAGCUCAACAUUUUUCUCCUCUUCAUCUUCUUCUUCUUCUUGUCUUCUUCCUACACUGUUUAUUCAUUGGCGCAAACAAAUGCACAAAUUAGAAAGAAUUCAUUAAUACCUAAAGAAAAUCCAUUUACAGUAAAAGCUUCACUUGUUCGAUAUUGGAACAAACAAAUUUCCAAUAAACUCCCUAAACCGGAUUUCCUUUUUUCAAAAGCCUCACCGCUCUCCGCCGCGGACGCCGCCUUCUUCACAAAUCUCGCAACCCAAAAGUCACUCUCCGGCCACAUUUCCACCUUCUGCUCCUCAGCGAAAUUGUUCUGUUUUUCUGAAUCCAACCCAUACCUUGACAAUACCCCUAGUAAGGAUGCAGAUUUUGCCGUCUACAACAACAAGAAAUUCGCAACCUAUGGAUCUGGACGGCUCGGCGGAGGAGACGGUUUCAAAAAUUAUUCCGACGGUAUAAACUUCGCUACCGGAGAAUUCACUAAAUACAGCCGGAGCUCCACUGGCCAUCAUGAGGAAUUCACGAGUUACGCCGCGGAUGGAAAUGUAGCUACUGGAAAUUUUACAUCCUACGCCGCGGGAGCUACCGGCGGCGGAGGAACUUUCCAGAGCUACAUGCCACGUGUCAAUGUACCGGAUCUUCGAUUCGCUUCUUACGAUUCCGAUGGUAAUAAUCAUAAACUUUCGUUUAAUAGCUACGUAAGUGAUACGAAUUCCGGAAGGGAAUUUUUUAUAAGUUAUGCGAAAAACGGAAAUGGUGUUCCAGCUGAAUUUACUACUUAUGGUGAUACAUCAAAUGUUAUUGGAUCAUCGUUCAAUGGCUAUGGCGAAUCGGGUAAUGCUGCAAACGAUUCGUUUAAGGCUUACUCAUCAAAUUCUAACAACCCGAAUAAUAAUUUCAAGAAUUAUGGUUCGGGCGGCAAUAGUGGGAUUGAUAGUUUCGAAAGUUAUAGGGAUGCAGCAAAUGCAGGUAGUGACACAUUUACGUCUUAUGCAAGGGGUUCGAAUACAGGCAAGGUGAAUUUUUUGAAUUACGGAAAAUCAUUUAACGAAGGAAAGGAUAUUUUCAAAGGAUAUGGUAGUCAAGGAGCUAAAUUUCCUUCCGUUGGGUUUAAGGUUUAUGGCGUAAACAAUUCAUUCAAAGAGUACUCUCCAAAGGGUGUCAAUUUUGCUGGUUACACAAAAAAAACCGGUUCAUUGAAGACCAGUGGCAAAACUGUGAAUAAAUGGGUAGAAGAGGGUAAAUUUUUUCGAGAAUCCAUGUUGAAAGAAGGGACCGUGAUGAAAAUGCCUGACAUUCGUGACAAAAUGCCCGGAAGGUCAUUUUUGCCCCGGACAAUUUCGUCUAAAUUACCGUUUUCUACCAAGGAGUUGACCGAGGUCAAGUCGAUUUUCCACGCACAGGAGAACUCCACCAUGGAGCAUGUGAUCGGGAACACGCUCGCAGAGUGCGAGCGUGCUCCUAGCCCAGGCGAGACAAAGCGAUGUGUGGCGUCCAUUGAGGACAUGAUCGACUUUGCGGUCUCGGUUUUAAGCCACAAUGUGGUGGUGAGGACAACCGAUAACGUAGCCGGAUCAACGGGAGAAGUCAUGAUCGGAAAGGUCAAGGGAAUCAACGGCGGAAGAGUGACGAAAUCAGUGUCAUGCCAUCAAAGUCUGUACCCUUACCUACUGUAUUACUGCCACUCAGUUCCAAAAGUGAGGGUCUACCAAGCAGACAUUCUUAACGUGGACACAAAGGCUAAGAUAAAUCAUGGUGUUGCCAUUUGUCAUGUCGACACGUCAUCAUGGAGUCCAGGUCACGGUGCUUUCAUGGCAUUAGGGUCGGGUCCGGGUCUUAUUGAAGUUUGCCAUUGGAUAUUUGAGAAUGAUAUGACUUGGGCCAUGGCUGACUAGGCAAUUGAUUGCAAUGACGUGGCUAUUUACUAAUCCAGUAUUUAUUUUAUUGUAAUUUUAGUUUAUAUGUUGCCACAACUCUAAAAUAUAUUUUGUUGUCCCCACUAUUUGUCGACAAGGUUUCGUAUUGAAGGCAUUUAAUGAUUGGAUUUUCUCGUAUUAUAUAAUGAGUGA